Lindgomyces ingoldianus is the source of this 510-nucleotide messenger RNA. RefSeq lists its product as uncharacterized. The coding region runs from base 1 to 510 and encodes 169 amino acids. NCBI's taxonomy places the organism in Eukaryota, Fungi, Ascomycota, Dothideomycetes, Pleosporales, Lindgomycetaceae. The record is from RefSeq and is a predicted model, not a curated record. The transcript is spliced from 2 exons.
AUGGCACGCGCAGUGCUUCUCCUGGUCUUCAGCCUUGUAGCUACGGCUUUGGCACACUCCGGUCACGAUGAAGCCACCACCAUGAUGGGAAUGAUGAGCACAUAUACUGGCAGCAUUCCGACGACAUUCAUGAGCUGCGGACACGGAGGACCUGGAAGGAAGAGGCACGAUGGAUGCGACGACAGCAGUAGCCAUCAUUCGGAAUUCGAGACUGAACCAGGCAACUACUACAGCUAUACCUACAACCCCUCUAACGCCCUUUCCUAUGGCCCCAGCGAUACCGGCAGCAGCGUCAGGGCAACGAGCGCAGCGGGCUCAUCCGCCUCCUCAGCUGCUGCCGCAUCGUCAAAAGCUACAGGCAGCUCUCCAUCUGCUACGACUCAGUCGGGGGCUACCUCUACCCGUCCGUCGGCGCUCCAGAUCACUGGAACGGGCGCCGCGAAUGCACACUACCCGGAAAUUCUUGGAGCUGUCGCGGGUGGAUUAAUAGCUGGUUUGGCCUUAGCUUGA